GAGCAUCUUGGUGUUAUAUCCGUAGUUGUUUAGCUUAGCUUAGCGGUAGCUGACGGGUCCGAAGGUUUACCGCGUCGUUGAAUCUUUGUUGUCUUUUAUUUACAAAGCAUCCAGAUUUCAGAUAAUGGACAGCGAAAUGUCCGACAUGGAACAUGCGCCUGGUCCAGAGACCAGCAGUAUGGAGGGGGAGAACGCCCCGCUGUACUGUAUCUGCAGGAAACCAGACAUUAACUGCUUCAUGAUCGGCUGUGAUAACUGCAAUGAGUGGUUCCACGGACACUGCAUUAACAUCACAGAGAAAAUGGCCAAGGCAAUCCGGGAGUGGUACUGCAUGAGAUGCAGAGAUAAAAAUCCCUUGUUGGAAAUAAAGUAUAGAUCGAAGAAAAGCCGUGACAAAGAUGUUGAAUCUGACAAGAAUGAAAAACAGUACAGCACCCCGAGUACUCCAGACUAUAAGAGUGAAAGGAGAAGGGGAUCAAAAGUGAAGCGCUCAGUUCGUAUGUGUGGUGAAUGUGAACCUUGCAGAAGGACGGAGGACUGUGCCCAGUGUGACUUCUGCAAAGACAUGAAGAAGUUUGGGGGCCCCAACAAAAUCAGACAAAAGUGCAGGUUUCGUCAGUGUGAGGUUCGGGCCAGGAAAAUGUUGCGUGUGAAAGAGGAGGAGUUUUCAUUGCGAGAAAGAAGAGAGAAUUCUUACUACAGACGGAGACAUUAUUCUGAGGACUACGACAGUGAGGCGGAGCUUUACCAACAGUACAAAUCAGCUGGACUCGAUGACAACAUGGCUUGGGGCAGUGAUGAUGACGACGAACCGCCUUUUAGUCCUGUCACACGGAAGAAAGCUGUAAAAGUGAAGCACGUCAAGAGACGAGAAAAGAAAUUUGACAAGAAAAAAGAAUCGCGCCGCCACAAACAGAAGCAGAAACACAAGGACAAAAGCAGACACAGUGAGAAGGGGGAUCUGCGGGACCACGGGGGCCAGCGUCAGUGUCUGGGGCCCAGUUGUGUGGAGGCGGCCCGACCCAGCUCCAAAUACUGCUCUGAGGACUGUGGCAUGAAGUUAGCAGCAAAUCGGAUCUAUGAGAUUCUGCCUCAGCGUAUCCAGCAGUGGCAGCAGAGUCCCUGCAUCGCAGAAGAACACGGUAAAAAGCAGCUGGAGCGAAUCCGUCGGGAGCAGCAAAACGCCCGGCUGCGUCUCACCGACAUGGAGCGACGCUUCCAUGAACUAGAGGGAAUCAUCGCCAAGGCCAAGCAGCAGGCGGUUCAGCAGGACGAAGAGGUGAAUGAAGGCGACAGUGAGGACACAGACCUGCAGAUCUUCUGUGUUUCUUGCAGUCAUCCUAUUAACCCCAAAGUCGCUCUGAGACACAUGGAACGAUGUUAUGCAAAGUAUGAAAGUCAGACGUCCUUCGGCUCCAUGUACCCCACAAGAAUCGAAGGAGCCACUAGACUCUUCUGUGACGUGUACAAUCCUCAGAGUAAGACUUACUGCAAGAGGCUUCAGGUUUUGUGUCCAGAACAUUCCAGAGAUCCCAAGAUUCCAGUUGACGAGGUGUGUGGAUGUCCUCUGGUGAAGAACGUGUUCGAGCUCACAGGGGAUUACUGCAGAGUCUCCAAAAGAAAAUGUAACAAACAUUACAACUGGGAAAAGCUUCGGAGAGCUGAGGUGGACCUGGAGCGGGUCAGGGUGUGGUACAAGUUGGAUGAGCUCUUCGAACAAGAGCGGAACGUACGGACCGCCAUGACCAACCGAGCCGGGCUCCUCGCUCUGAUGUUGCACCAAACGAUUCAGCACGACCCCGUGACAACGGACCUCCGCAGCAAUAAGGACCGGUAGUCUGCCUCUGUGUAGGCCACUGUCAAAACAAAAGACUGAUCCAUGAGACGGUGCAGAGGGUAACUGGACUAAUGCACACAGAUUUUCCAAUUUGAUAAUAUUUUUAAAAAACUCUUUUUAUGAUAAUCAGCUUUGUGUGGUAAAUGGAGCUAUAUUUUCCUCUGUUAAUUGAACUACUGACUAAAACUGCUGUAUUUGACAUGAUCAUUUGAAAUAAACAGCUCAACCCUGAA
This is a messenger RNA of Sphaeramia orbicularis (orbiculate cardinalfish), 2070 nucleotides long. RefSeq names its product CXXC finger protein 1b (gene cxxc1b). Gene Ontology annotation, biological process: positive regulation of DNA-templated transcription. The record is from RefSeq and is a predicted model, not a curated record. Gene Ontology annotation, molecular function: DNA binding; zinc ion binding. Gene Ontology annotation, cellular component: Set1C/COMPASS complex. NCBI's taxonomy places the organism in Eukaryota, Metazoa, Chordata, Actinopteri, Kurtiformes, Apogonidae. The transcript has 14 exons. Bases 125 to 1837 code for a protein of 570 amino acids.